Molecule: messenger RNA, 333 nt
Organism: Fulvia fulva
Lineage: Eukaryota; Fungi; Ascomycota; Dothideomycetes; Mycosphaerellales; Mycosphaerellaceae
Exons: 1
Coding region: 1-333 (110 amino acids)
Source: RefSeq, a predicted model, not a curated record
AUGGACAACGCGGUACCGCAAGCUAGUUCAGCGUAUCCUGCACCACCGUUGGAGUCCGGACAAUUCCGUCUGCUGCAUCUUGAGGCUGGCACAUGGGCGGAUGAGAUUCGAUGUACACUACAGUCAUCGGUCUUGAGACGGGGAGGCUUUGAAGCCGCCUCGUACGCAUGGGGUCCCUUACAUCUUGGCAGAAAUAUCACACUACAGGGAGUACCGAAAUGGCCGGUCACAGACAAUGCAUUCGAUAUGCUGCGGCGCUUGCGCUACACCAACAAGUCCCGUGUUCUGUGGAUGGACGCAUUGUGCAUCAACCAGAAUGACCUGGACGAGUGA